Molecule: messenger RNA, 1134 nt
Organism: Paraglomus brasilianum
Lineage: Eukaryota; Fungi; Glomeromycota; Glomeromycetes; Paraglomerales; Paraglomeraceae
Source: the annotation of a GenBank genome assembly
AUGCCCGGCCAGAACACAAACACUCGCUCCGGCAGGAAGUCUGCUUUACGAGAAACAGACAAUAAGGAGAACCACAAACCGAAUACACCAUCGGUCGAUAAGCCGUCGAUGAAAGAAAAAGACGGCUCUGACGCACUAGAAUAUGAAAAGAACGAACCUCUCUUACAACCCAACCCCAGGCGAUUUGUACUGUUUCCCAUAAAAUAUCAAGAAAUUUGGCACUUUUACAAAAAAGCCGAAGCAUCCUUUUGGACAGUGGAGGAGGUCGACUUAUCGAAAGACCUUAACGACUGGGAUAACAAGCUGACCGAAGACGAAAAAUAUUUCGUUUCGCACGUAUUGGCAUUCUUUGCAGCGUCUGACGGAAUAGUGAAUGAGAAUUUGGUCGAAAGGUUCAGCAAUGAAGUACAAAUACCAGAAGCAAGGUGUUUCUAUGGGUUUCAGAUAAUGAUAGAGAAUAUUCAUUCGGAAAUGUAUUCACUGUUGAUCGACACGUAUAUCAAGGAACCAGCGCAGAGAGAAUUCCUAUUUGACGCAAUCGAGACAAUUCCAUGCAUCCGCAAGAAAGCAGAUUGGGCACUUCGCUGGAUCGCCGAUCAUAAAGCCUCCUUCGCCGAACGUUUGGUUGCAUUUGCUGCAGUUGAAGGAAUAUUCUUUUCUGGUGCCUUCGCUUCCAUCUUCUGGCUCAAGAAACGGGGCAUGAUGCCCGGACUAACAUUCUCCAACGAACUGAUUUCGCGUGACGAGGGACUCCAUUGCGAUUUUGCUUGCCUUUUGUUCUCUCAUCUACGCAUGCGACCAAGUCAAAAGAAAGUGGAAGCAAUAAUUGUCGAAGCUGUAUCCAUAGAGCAAGAGUUUCUUACCGAAUCGCUACCGGUUGAUUUGAUUGGAAUGAAUUCGACGCUGAUGAAGAAAUACAUUGAAUUCGUUGCUGACAGGUUAUUGGUUGCUCUCGGAUGUCCAAAGCAUUACAAGAGCGACAAUCCGUUUGAUUUCAUGGAUUUAAUUUCAUUACAGGGGAAGACGAACUUUUUCGAAAAACGGGUAUCUGAUUAUCAAAAAGCCAAUGUUAUGAGCAGAGUAACAAGCUCAAACCCGUCAGAUAACACAUUUACACUUGACGCUGAUUUCUAA